Fusarium odoratissimum NRRL 54006 is the source of this 7728-nucleotide messenger RNA. RefSeq lists its product as uncharacterized. Gene Ontology annotation, biological process: secondary metabolite biosynthetic process; amino acid activation for nonribosomal peptide biosynthetic process. Bases 1 to 7683 code for a protein of 2560 amino acids. NCBI's taxonomy places the organism in Eukaryota, Fungi, Ascomycota, Sordariomycetes, Hypocreales, Nectriaceae. The record is from RefSeq and is a predicted model, not a curated record. Gene Ontology annotation, cellular component: cytoplasm. Gene Ontology annotation, molecular function: catalytic activity; phosphopantetheine binding. The transcript has 3 exons.
AUGAAGCUCUAUCAUCACACUGAGAAGCAUGAGGACUUCUUCCUCCCCUACCAACACGGCCUCAGCCUCAAGCCUGUCGAAGCUCUUGUCAAGCACGAGAAAGACAUGGGCUUCUCAGACGUUGAGACUGUCUUUCCUGCGACUGAAGUCCAGAAGGACAUUCUCAAAGAGGAUGUUCAAUGGGCUGAAGCAGUGCUCUUCUCUGGGAAGACGUCUGCUUUGAGCUCUGAGAAGAUCUUUGAUGCAUGGAGAUCUUUGGCAUAUCAUCACAUAUGUCUUCGAUCUUGCAUCACCGAUGGACCAACGCCGAAAGUCGUGGUCCAGCGAUGUAUCGAGCCUGUUCAGUGGCGCCGUCCUGAAAAAGGGUUUGAAAAGCGUCACCGAGGCUCAGCGUUCCUGACGGUUGAAGCCAACAAUCGUUCUGACGAGAUCAAUCUCGUCCUUCACUUCCAUCGGGCUCUGAUCGAUACAACCUCUCUUCAUACGCUCAGACUCGACUGCCUUCUGCAAAUUCACGGCAUCCCUGGUAUCGAAAGCACUGGAUUUACCACCUACACACGAUACCUCGCACAGCAACGCAAGGAUAUCGGCUCAUCCAAAGCCUUCUGGUCCAAGACUCUGUCAGAUAUUGCUCCCCAGUCCAUCUUUGGUCUUGAAUCUGACGCUCUGGAUGGUCUUAACCAGGACAGACAUGGUGUCAGUGCCGUCAUCCAGGGCUCAGAGCUAGCCAAGCUCAAUAGUCUUGAAAAAUCUCGUGAAGGCUCAAAGUCAUGGCGUCAGACAUUCCUCGAAGCAAUCUGGGCCCAUGUCUUGAGCGCCCACUCCGACUCAGAAGAGGUUCUUUUCGGAACUGUCCGUCGAGAUGCAAACUUUGUGGGCUCAGAUACUUGCGUCGGAUGCCUUGACCAAACCUAUCCCGUCCGGAUGCGAGUUCCCACUGGCAAAGACGCAACCUUCUCUGACCUGUCUGGCUCCCUGGAUGCUUACCAUACGGAAGCCGGCCGUCACGCAUUUAUCGGAUACACUGGAAUCGAGGAGCAGGCCCCAGAUGGCAUGCUGAUCGAAACAGCCGUCAGUUACAGCCAGACAACCAACACCCCCUGCAUCGCGCCAAGCUUGAGGAAGUUCCCUGUCGUGUUGUGCAUCAACGACGCCAGCGUGUUACAGCUUGCGAUCAAAUGCACGACCAAGAUCCCACUGGAGAAGGUUGAAUUGGUCUUUAGACACUUUGUUUCGGCAAUCUUCAGUGCCGCCCAGGGCUUGAGUGCAGUGGACAGAUUCCCUCUAUCAGACAUCCAGCUCGUCUCGGAUGCUGAGAAGCGUCUCAUACUAUCACGAUCUGUCAGCACCCGCAGGGUACAGCCUACGACUAUCCCUGCUUUGUUUGAGAAGACUGCAGCUCGAUACCCUGAAAGAGUUGCCGUUGACUUCCAGGGAGACGCUACCCUCACCUUCUCCCAGCUCAACAGCCUUUCUAAUCAUCUCGCAAGGAGACUGAGGCUCCAGAAGGGUGCUGUGUAUCCUAUCUUGGCUGGCAGAUCUCUGGAUCUGGUCGUGACCAUCCUGGCGGUACUCAAGGCUGGGUCAGCUUAUACUAUCCUUGACCCAGAAUUCUCGGUCAGUCGCCUCGAGCAAGUCGUCAACGACUGCAAUGCAGCAGUGGUUCUCUCUACUCGCAAGUAUAUGAACAUGCUCCCAAACACUGUCGACAUUGAACAAGAUUAUACACGGCUAAGAACCGAUGCCACACACUCCCUCGACAACACUGAUGGCAUCGGGGUACAUGCCAAGCCUCAAGAUCGCUGUUACAUCAUCUACACAUCCGGCAGCACAGGGAAGCCCAAAGGUGCAGUACUCACUCAUGAAGCUGCCACCAGUGGUAUGCAGCACCACUCUCUGAACGGGUUGAACCGCUGGCUUCUCUUUUACAACCCAAGUUUCAGCGCUGCUCAGCGGACUAUCUUGAGCACUCUUGUCAACGGCGGAACUCUGGUGCUGGCACCCAAAGAGGCACUCACUCGGGAUCUCUCUGGGGUCAUUAAUUCGCUUUCGGUCGAUGCCCUUGGAAUUACUCCUUCUGCCCUUUCUCUUUUGUCGCCCAAGGACGUCCCCAAUCUCAAGAGUAUCACGCUCGUGGGUGAGCAAACCCCACAAGAGCUUGUGAACACGUGGUCUUCUGUCAAGGGCCUUACGCUACGAAACACCUAUGGGCUAAGCGAGUGUACACAGCUCAACUUUGGAAGACCAUUGACCACAGUUGAUGGACACGUUCCGAACCCUCGCAUACUGGACCCGCCAAUUGACACGACGAGCGUCUUCAUCCUUCGUCAUGGUAGCACUGAGCUCUCACCACCACUUGUGUUUGGUGAACUCUGUCUCGCCGGACCACAGCUCGCGCAAGGCUACAUCAACGAGCCAGGACUGACCGAAAAAGCCUUCAUCGCCAACCCAUUUGGUCCUGGAAAGCUUUACCGGACUGGUGAUAAGGCUCGAUGGCUUCCCAGUGGUCAGAUCGAGAUUGAAGGACGUGUCGAUAUGCAAGUCAAGAUCAAUGGGCAAAAGGUCGAACCUGCUGAAGUCGAUCGGCUUUUGACGUCAAUUGACGCGAUCAAGGGAGCUGUGACGUUCUCGGUCAAGAUUGAAGAUCGCACAGUCCUGGCCACUGGUAUCGUCCUUGAUGAUGGUACUUCUUUCAGAGAUGCAGUCAACGCAGCGAGGAACCAUCUCCGUGCCAACCUGCCAGUAUUCAUGACGCCCACUCUUUGGAUCCCCAUUGAGUCGGUACCCAGAAACGGAAAUGGGAAGCUCAACUAUCACUUGCUGCGAAGUAAGGCAAAAGAGCUCGGUUUCGCUGGCUUCGCCAAGCUCAUGGAGUUAGGCCACAAAGAGAAUGUGGAAGAAAUGCUCACCGACGUCGAAGAAAAGAUUGCAUCAGUGUGGGCAGAAUCUCUCAAGAUUGACAGUUCUGUCAUUCGCCGAUCUCAUUCCUUUACCGACCUUGGCGGAAGCUCCAUCGAGGCCAUACGGGUUGUGUCAGAGCUACGUGAACACGGUCUAGCUACUGAACUCGGUGAUCUGCUGGCCUAUAUCUCUCUCAGUGACGUUGCUUCCCGUGCUCAGACUCUUGGUGCGGAGGAUGAGCAGGACCCGACGCCGUUCUCACUUCUCCAGGACGAGAAGCUGCUCUCAGAGUUGCAGGCGAACCGUGAUAUUAGCGACGCUUAUCCUGUCACACCCUUCCAAGAGUCCAUGCUGGUAUCAGUCAACUCACCCUCAGAUCCAUACACCUAUUCCAGAACUUGGGAUGUAAGUCAACUGGAUCUUUCACGACUGAGAGACAGCUUUGAGCAGGUGUUCAGGUCUCGCGACAUCCUGCGCACCGUAUUCGUUCCACACAAACAGUCCUUUGUGCAGACCGUGAGGUCCAACGUGGAACUUCCAUGGUUUGAGUCGCAGCAGCCACUAGGGGAUUUCCAGCAAAGUGACGGUGUUCAUCAAUGGGACUUGGAAAAGCCUCUGUGGAAAGCAACUCUUACGUCAGAUCAGGCUCUAGUCGUAACAAUGCACCACUCGCUGUUCGACUUUUGGUCCCAUGGGUUCCUGUAUGAUGAUGUAGCGGCAGCCUACAUGGGUAACCCCGUCCCUCAACGCCCAAGCUUGAGCCGAUUUAUUCGAUACUUGCAACAAGAGCUUUCUGCCAACAGCGCCUCGUUCUGGUCCGGGUACCUCCAAGGCGCUGAAGUGCUCAGGCUGAACAGCAACCAGCUCUACAACACCAGCAAACUCGAGUUCGAUCUCGGAUACAGUCUUACUACACGUGCCAGAAGUGUUGGUUUGACUCUCGGUGCAGUCGUCUACAGCGCCUGGGCCAUCGUUCUGUCUCGGCAGAUGGGAACCAACGACAUCACAUUCGCAACCACUGUUUCAGGCAGAGAAGCUCCUGUCGUUGGUAUCAAUGAUCUCGAUGGACCUACCAUGAGCACUGUGCCACAGAGGAUCAAGCUCGAUCCUGAAUCUACCCUCCGAGAAGUCGCCCAGAAGACAGUUGCCUCGUUUUCUCAGCUACUCAAGCAUUCUCAAGUCGGUAUCGCCGCAGCCCUUAAAGCGGGUGCUAUUGGUGCACAAGACAUCGACACUCUCGUCAACAUCUUAAUUGAUGCUAACAAGACCGAGAGGCCACGAAAGUCCCAUGAGGUCUUCAAGAUGCGUGGCUCGCGGCCUCAAUGGGAGUCUGGACAUGGCAUGACGGUCCUGGAGAUCCAAGAGUCACAGGGACAGAGCGACUCUACCAUUCUCCGACUUUCGAGCAACAUAGACCCUCGACGCUUGGGAUUCAUCAAGGACUCAUUGGUCGAGGUGCUAGAGACUUUCUGCAAGAAACCUGAUUCUAUCCUUUCGUCUACCAACAUCAUGGGUGCUGCCGAAUAUGAUCUGGUGUACAACCAACUCUCCAAUCGGUCGACACUCCGCGUUCCAGAGCCAGAGUUUCUUUACAGAGCAUUCAAGAGAAUUGCACAAGAGACUCCAGAUGCUAUCGCAAUUGACUUCAAUAACAAGGAAACCAUCACUUACGGAGUCCUCGACAAACUCGCGAAUCGCUUUGCACAUACACUCAUCGACGCUGGCGUACAACCAGGGGAUCUUGUGCCCAUUAUGCUUGACAAGUCCGUUGAUAUGAUGGUCGUCAUUCUUGGUACAAUGAUAGCUGGUGCAGCGUAUGUUCCUCUGAGUCCCGACAAUCCUACGGACAGAAACUCCUACAUCGUGUCUGACACGUCGGCGAAACUCGUUGUUGUUCAUCCUGGGUAUGUCGAAUUUGGUGACCACGUCAAGGAAUCACUUGGGGUGAGUACGCUGGUGAUGAAAGGCUAUCAAGAUCUCAGCUCGACGAACUCCAGAGGCGAAGAUGCAGAUUCCACUCCUGCUGUCCAUCAUACUCCAGACAACCUCGCAUAUCUCAUUUACACCUCUGGAAGCACAGGACUCCCCAAGGGCGUCAAGGUUCCGCACAGAACCGCUGCCGCUGCCGUCACAAGCAUGAUACAAGUCGAAGGUCGCAACCAAGGCAGGUGGAGGACUUUGCAAUUCGCCAACUACGUCUUCGACGCAUCGGUUCAAGAUUUCUUCAACACACUUAGCAGUGGCGGCACAUUAUGUAUGGCCCCGACAGACGUCUUGCUCUCCGAUAUCACAGGCUGUAUCAACCGAAUGGAUGUCCGUCAGGCUAUCAUCACACCAACAGUUGCCAAGUUACUCAACCCAGCAGAUGUCCCACGAUUUGAGACACUGAUCGUUGGAGGUGAGCCGCUGACCUCGGACGUCAUCAAGACUUGGGCGCCACAUUGCAGCAUCUUGAACGUCUACGGACCAACUGAGACAUCCAUGGUGGUAACCACAAAGCGUAUCGAGUCGUUCUCAGACAGCCAUGUUGUUGGUAACAUUGGUGCUCCAUUUGAUACUGUCAUGGCAUUUAUCCUUGAUCCAAACGGCGAGACGCUGCAGCCUUACGGAGCCGUCGGAGAGUUGUGCAUAGCUGGUCCUCAGGUGACAGAUGGCUAUAUUAACCGUCCUGAGCUGACGACUGCUGCGUACGUCGAUAGCCCCCAGCUUGGAGUUCGGAUGUACAGAACUGGUGAUUUGGCACGAUGGUUACCUGAUGGCGAGAUCGAGUGUCUUGGUCGUAAGGACAACCAGGUCAAGAUUCAUGGUCACCGCAUUGAACUUGGAGAGGUUGAGAAUGCCAUUCGGAACUCGGGUCUUGUCAAGGACGCCAUUGCUGUUGCUGCCAAAGUUCAUGAUAAGGUCCACCUGGUUGCGUUCUGUACCUUCAACGACGAUGUUGCUGCUGGAACGGAUAGCACUGGCAUCAUCGACCCUUCCAAGUUGAGAGACACCUUUACGAAUCUGCACGAGAAAAUUGGAUCGUUGGCGACUUAUAUGAUCCCCAAGUUUGUCAUUCCCAUGGCCGAUUUCCCGAAGCUGCCUUCACGAAAGGUUGACCGCAAGGCAUUGAAGAAGAUGCUGGAUGACCUCGACCGGGAUUUGUUAUCGCAAUGCGUGCUUGAGUCUCCCAGCCAGGGUCACACCAUCGUGCCUGUAGAGACCCUAUCUGAGAUUGCUUUGGAGUCAGUCUGGGCGGACAUCUUUGGCUUACCGACCGAUCAAAUCGGACGUGAGGCAAACUUCUUGGCCUUAGGAGGUGAUUCUAUCUCGGCAAUCAGUCUCACCGGCCAUCUGCGCAAAAUCGGCUAUCAUCUCACAGUACUCGACAUUCUCCAAUCUCCCAAACUCAAGGACAUGGCUUCUGCGAUGCGAAGACUGGAGACAGAAGCAGGAGGCAGGAAGAUGGUCUUCAAUGUUCCCGAGAAUGUCAAGGAGGCCAUUGAAAGCACUGGGCUUGCGUGGAAUGAUCACGUUGAGUAUGCAUACCCUUGUCCACCCGGCCAAGCAGAGUUCUUGAAGCAAGGCGGUCGAGACUCCCAGAUGUGGGUGCUUCAGACCGUGCGACGCAUGACUGGUGUUAUCGAGCCAGAUGCCUGGAUCAAAGCCACCACCCAACUGACCCAAGCCAACGACAUCUUGCGCACAACCUGGCUAGAGGCUUCUCCCGGGAACUGGGUAGGAGUUGUUCUUCGCGAUGCGCAGCUCAACAUCACAGCUGUCGCCCUGGACUCUGAGGAUGAGAUAUCCAACUUUCUCGAGGACUUCUGGCGAACACGCUUUGAGUUCGGCCGCCCCUUCAUCAAGUACGCCAUCAUCACCCACGGAGAUUCUUCCUGGGACCUAGUCAUCAAGAUGGACCACGCUGUAUACGACGGAACGCUUCUACGUGUCUUUGAUCAACACUUCGAGAACAUUCUACAAGGCAAGCCUGUGCCUCCCCGCGUCGAGUUCCGUGAUUUUGCUCAGCAUGUCUUUGAGCAAGACAACUCAAGGGCACUUGAGUACUGGAAGGACAAGUUCUCCCAAGCAGGGCAGUCCUCUCAGAUUCUUCGUGGUAGGGAUCUCAGUGGGUUGAGUGAACCUCAGGUCACCGCCAGUUUCAAGAUGAAGGUGGAUACACGCGGCAUCGAUCAAGUGGCAAGGAACUAUGGCGUCACCCCGAGUAUCAUCUUCCAGGCUGCUUUCACGCUUUGGUUGGCUAGGGCGACCAAGAGCGAUCAUGUUCGAUACGAUUAUCUCCUCAGCGGACGAAACGUCGCACUCCCUGAUCCUCAGUCCAUCAACGGAACUCUAGCCAACUUCUUGCCGAUCUGGACCGGAACGAGCUCCACUGAAAAGGUCUCAGAUCUUCUUACGAGAUUACAAGAGGACUUUUGGGCUGUCACGGAGAAUGGUCUUGUCGGACUUGACGAUAUCUACCAGACACUGGAUGUUUCACGCGCGGCUCAUGGGAACAAGGUCUUGUUUCUGUCGCAGCCAUUCGAUCCGGUUCCCUUGGAUGAUGAAACAACCCGGAAUCGAUGGCUUGUUAUGGCCAAGUCAAAGGUGCGAAUGUAUCAGCCGUAUGCGCUUGUAGUGGAGGUAUCGAAGUCCUUUGGUGAUACUUCGAUAUUGAAAGUCAUGUACGAUGAGAGGGUCUUUGAUCAUGGGAUGGCUGAAGCAUUUGCUUCUGAGAUCACUGGGCUAGUAUCAGCUAUGAUGCAGGAUGAAAAGAAGAGUAUGACUGUUGAGGAAGUCUAGUUAGAUACUCAUAGAUUUAGAGAUUCUAGAAUAAUAUUUAAUGGG